CAACGUUUAUCGCGAACAUACUUCUCUGCUAUUGUUUGCCAGCACGAAACAAAAUGCGAUAACACAACCUGAACAUCACGAUGUCGGGGAUCGCGAGUAUCCUGAAUGGAACGGUGAACGGGGCUGCAGGAACAGCACAGGGGAAAGCAGGCACAACGAUCACAACCUUUUCCAUCUCUUUGGCUGCUGGUUUUAUCCUUUUCGCAACUCAGUUCAGCAUCUUCCUAAUCAUUAGGAACUAUCUAUGGGCGAAACGCAUCUACCAACCACGAUCAUUCUUGGUACCGGUCAAGCAAAGGAUCAAACCACCUCACAACAAUCCAUUCAAAUGGCUCUUCACCGUUUUCCAGAUCAAAGAAGAUCCCGAAGUCCUGGGAAAGGCUGGCAUGGAUGCAUACUUCUUUCUUAGGUUUCUCAGCAUGUGCCUGAAGAUCUUUACUCCCAUGGCCAUCAUUAUCGUGCCCAUUCUGAUACCUCUCAAUGUCAAGCAAGGAAAAGCAACCAAUACCAUUGCAGGGGUCACAUACAAUAUUACAGGACUUGAUACUCUGGCUUGGUCAAAUGUCUCUCCUGCAAAUAGCGACAGAUAUUGGGCUCAUUUGAUCUUAUCAAUUGGAGUUGUGGCCUGGGUUUGCUUCAUGUUUCACCAAGAAUUGAUCCACUACAUCACCAAACGAGUGGAAUACAUCAGCAGCCCGGGUCACUUAUUGAAAGCAUCCAGCACAACUGUUCUCAUACAGGAUAUUCCAGAAAAUCUCUGCAAUGAAGCAGCAUUGGAAGAGUUAUAUGGCGAUUUCCCUGGUGGCAUCCGACGAAUCUGGAUCAAUCGAGACUUUACCACGAUCGUGAACAAGGACAAGCUUCGAAAGUACUACGAAAAUCUUCUCGAAAAUGCCGAAACCGAUCUUCUACGGAAAGUGGCUAAACGAAGUCGGAAGGCAAAGUCGCACCAGGCAGGAAACUCGGUUCAAGCUUCAGAGCAGGUAGCUCCAGAACACCAACCUGAAGAACAUCCUGCGCGCCCGGAAAUGGGUCCCCCAACUCCUGAAGCUUGUCGACGAGAUCUGGAAUAUGACCUCGAAACAAAAGCUGCGUGGAGCAGAUUCCUCGCGCCAAAAAAUCGAGCAACUAUGAGGAUACCCAAAGAUGGGCACACAGCAGCAGCCAAAAUUCCCCUUAUUGGCCGCUUCUACACUACAAAAAUCGACACAAUCUACUAUUGCCGCAGAGAACUUGCUCGAUUAAACAAGGAAAUCGAAAUAGAUGCUCAGACACCAGACGCUUAUCCACAAAAUAUGUCAGCUUUCGUACAAUUUAAUUCUCAGAAAGCAGCACACAUGGCUUGUCAGUCCGUUGCCGACACCGCUCCUCGGCACAUGAAGAGGAGAUUGGUGGAGAUCUCACCUGGAGACAUCAACUGGCCCAGCUUGAAUUUGUCCUGGCGUUCUCGCUACAUCCGCCUUGUUGGCUUCUUGUUCCUUUUCGCCAUUCUAUUGUUCGCAUUCGGUCUCAUCUCGGUAUUCACAGGCAUCUUGUCUCGAGUAUCGACUUUGUCCGGAUCAACCUCUUGGCUCAAAUGGAUCGGCAGUCUCCCUCCAUGGCUACUUUCCUUCAUCCAAGGUACUCUGCCACCUGUCAUCCAAGUCAUUGUCCUUAGCGGCCCACUCCCGAUUCUCAUCCGCCUCUUAACAAAUAGGACGAGAGGUGCAACGACCGGCCAAGAAGGCGAACGCUCACUCCAGCUUUGGUACUUUAUUUUCCUGCUCGUCGAACUUUUCAUCAUACCCACCGUCUCGUCCGGUCUUACCAGCAUCGUUGAAGAACUCAUCCGCACUCCCACAUCAGUGCCAAAUAUUCUCGCCACGAAUCUACCGACGGCAGCCAACUACUACUUCUCAUUCUUGAUCUUGCAAGCACUGUCCUUGAGUGCAACGUCGAUCUUGCAGACGAUUCGAUUGUUCAAGUUCUAUGUCAUUGGUCACGUCAAUACGCCUGAUUCGGUAUUCGAGAAAUUGAGCUGGACAAAUUUAACGCGUAUUGGCAGUAAUGUUCCAUGGUAUACUACCUUUGCAGUUAUUGGACUUGUCUACUCGACCAUCGCGCCACUGAUGCUACUAUUCAUGUUGAUCACUUUCAGCCUCUUUUGGGUCGUGAUCAAGAACAACGUCCUCUAUUGCGUACGAACAGGCACCGUUGACGGAGGUGGACUCUUUUUCCCAAGUGCCAUCAACCAACUAUUCACCGGCCUCUACUUCAUGGAGAUUUGUCUUAUCGGCCUCUUUUUCCUAGUCCGCGAUACUCAGGAUAAAGUCGCUUGUGCUGCGCAGGGUAUCAUCAUGGCGGUGGUUUUUGUCCUCACAAUCUUAUACCAGAUAUGGUUGAUGAAUCAUCUCGCUCCAUUGUUCAAAUACGCUCCUAUUCGUUUGGAGGCCGAGUCCAAAGCUUUACUAUCCGAAGACCAAGAAGAACGGAGAACAGCAAGUCGUGAGACUCAUGAUUCUUCGAAGGAAAUCAACCCUGCACCCCAAGAUGAAGAAAAAGACCUGGACCUCACCCAAAACAGCUCUACAGAUCAUAACCUCGAACCAAACAAUCAACAGAGACCACCCCUCUGGCAACGACAAUCCUCAAAUCGCUCCAAAGACCUCCAAGCUCAACAGCGCGAGGAUACCAAAUCCGCAGCACGCAUCCUAGCCCGUCUUAAUGCUCCUCUAAAUGAAGCCCGACUUUCGCAUCUCGAGCACAAGCUUGCUGGACCCUCGGCCGCUCUGACCAACACCCUCCUGCCCCGCCGCGCCGACAUCGAAGCCCAGAUGCUCGACGAUCCGAUCUCCAAGGUCAUUAUGCAGCACAACGACGAGCUAGAGAAUCUCGAGCCAGAAGAUCGUGAUCUUUUGAUCUCGGUUGCGUUCAUGCAUCCGGUGCUAAGAGAAACGAGUCCCUGCGUUUGGAUCCCGAGGGAUGAUGAGGGGGUGAGCGAUGAUGAGGUACGCAGAACGAGGGAGUUGAGUGCCGAUGUGGUUAUUGAUAAUAGGGGAGCUUUCUUCGAUCGGAAGCUGAAGGUGCAGGUUGAUAAGCAGCCGCCGGAUAUGUCUGAGUUUGCGCUUAUCAUGGCAGAGUUGUAAUUUUGUAUAUAGGGCCCUUUUCUUUGUCAGAUACCCAUCUUGAAUCCAGUUGAACGACC
This is a messenger RNA of Mollisia scopiformis, 3184 nucleotides long. RefSeq names its product DUF221-domain-containing protein. The coding region runs from base 81 to 3125 and encodes 1014 amino acids. The transcript has 2 exons. Gene Ontology annotation, molecular function: calcium-activated cation channel activity. NCBI's taxonomy places the organism in Eukaryota, Fungi, Ascomycota, Leotiomycetes, Helotiales, Mollisiaceae. The record is from RefSeq and is a predicted model, not a curated record. Gene Ontology annotation, cellular component: plasma membrane.